AUGUCCUUCUCCAGCCUCGUUCAGGAACUCAGUCUUCGAGACCCCAACGCCCCUCGCCGCCCGGGCCCUACCCCGUCAGUCUCGACUUUCGACGACCGCGCAUCGCAUGUCUCUCGCACCAUGUCUGGAUACGCCAGCACGGCCGCCACCAGCGUGAGCAUCUCCGGUGACAUCGGCAGCCAGUUGCACGGAGGAUACUUCCACCCUCUGGCUCGGUCCUGGCAGGCCGAACGCCAGCUGACAAAGUCUAUGCUCAUUUACCCCAUCUUCGUCACUGAUGGCGAGGACGACAUGAUCCAUGUGCCCUCUCUUCCUGGCCAGUACCAGGUCAGCAUCGACAGGCUGACGGCCUUCCUCGAGCCUCUUGUCCACAAGGGACUGCGAUCCGUCAUGCUGUUUGGUGUUCCCCAGAAGCCCGGCUCCAAGGACAUCCUGGGCAGCUCAGCUGACGAUCCCGAGGGCCCUGUUAUCCAGGCCAUUCAACUCAUCCUCCGCCGUUUCCCUCAGCUCUUCAUCUGCGCCGAUGUCUGCCUCUGCGAGUAUACUUCGCACGGUCACUGCGGUAUUCUGCGAGACGACAGCAGCCUGAACAACCAAAUGUCCGUUGAUCGCAUUUCCGACGUUGCCCUUGCCUAUGCCAAGGCUGGAGCACACUGCGUUGCGCCUUCUGACAUGAAUGAUGGCCGCAUCCGUGCUAUCAAGCUCAAGUUGAUUGAGGAGGGAAUUGCUCACAAGACCCUGCUCAUGUCGUACUCUGCCAAGUUCUCUGGCUGUCUGUAUGGACCCUUCCGAGACGCAGCCGGCUCUGCGCCGUCCUUUGGCGACCGCCGAUGCUACCAGCUCCCCCCCGGAGGCCGCGGCCUUGCUCGCCGAGCCAUCAUCCGUGAUAUGAACGAGGGUGCCGACAUCAUCAUGGUGAAGCCUGCCGGCCAAUACCUCGACGUUAUCAGCGAUGCCAAGGAGCUGGGCAAGGACCUGCCCAUCGCUGCCUACCAAGUCAGUGGCGAGUACUCCAUGAUCCACGCCGCUGCCAAGGCUGGUGUCUUCGAUCUCAAGACCAUGGCUUUUGAGUCAACAGAGAGCAUCCUCCGAGCUGGCGCGACCAUUGUCAUCAGCUAUUUCACCCCCAACUUCCUCGACUGGCUAGACAAUUAA
Trichoderma gamsii is the source of this 1155-nucleotide messenger RNA. Its product is annotated as delta-aminolevulinic acid dehydratase. Gene Ontology annotation, cellular component: cytosol. The record is from RefSeq and is a predicted model, not a curated record. Gene Ontology annotation, molecular function: porphobilinogen synthase activity; zinc ion binding. Bases 1 to 1155 code for a protein of 384 amino acids. The transcript has 2 exons. Lineage: Eukaryota; Fungi; Ascomycota; Sordariomycetes; Hypocreales; Hypocreaceae. Gene Ontology annotation, biological process: heme biosynthetic process.